CGAUUAGGGUUUCUCCGAUCCUUUCUCCUUUCUCAGAUCCCUGAAACUGAGUCCGAAUCCCAAGGAAUGAACACUGAAAAUCCAAGGAUUGAUGGCAGAGAGAAUCAAAAUUUAGACGCUUCAGGCACAGAGGAGGGGGAGAGUGAGUCGGAUGAUGCUGGAUCUGACUCCAAUCCUCUUCCAAACAUUGGCUGGGUCAUUGCCGACAGUGAGUAUGAGGAAAGCGAGUUGGAGGAUGAGCCCAUGCAAGGAUUUGGAAGUGAAUUGGAUGAAGACCAGUUCAUUGAGGAGGAGGAGGAGGACAGAAACGAACUGUCUGAUGCUGAAAUGGGCAGCCACUCCGAUGCCAUUGGCACAGGGGUUCGCGAGGUUCUCAUCUCUGCUUGGGAGAGGAGGAACAACACUGUGAGGAGGAGCAGCGGUGUGAGGCGGAGCAUCGGUGUGAGGCGGAGCAGCGGUGUGAGGCAGAGCAUCGGUGUGAGGCGGAGCAUCGGUGUGAGGCGGAGCAGCGAUGUGAGGCGGAGCAUCGGUGUGAGGCGGAGCAACGGUGUGAGGCAGAGCAUCGGUGUGAGGCGGAGCAUCGGUGUGAGGCGGAGCAGCGGUGUGAGGCGGAGCAGCGGUGUGAGUAUCAGGCAUGUGAGAUGAAUAGUGGGCAGGAGCUGCAGUUUUUUUUGGGGGUGGAGUUUCUAAUUUUAGAAGGGUUGGAUAUUUAUAGGAUAUGGCCUUGGUGGACUUUAUGUUUGUAUUUGGAGGGAAAUUUUUAGAAAUUUCCCUCCUAUUUGUAAAAUGUUUUCAUUUUUGAUUUUGAGACUAGUGCCAAAAGUUUGCCGUAGUUGUAAUAGAUCUGACAAUGAAUAAUUCGAACAAAUCAAUGUGUGGCUGUGAU
This is a messenger RNA of Cuscuta campestris, 886 nucleotides long. Lineage: Eukaryota; Viridiplantae; Streptophyta; Magnoliopsida; Solanales; Convolvulaceae. The record is from the annotation of a GenBank genome assembly.